UUUGAAGAUUUGCUGGAUGGAAUCCGAGUGUUGAACCGCGUCGCAGACGCAGUCGAGUGUAAAUAUAUCUCUUCGCUCUUCUGGUCCAAGUACAGACGUUACUAUAGUUAAACGAUUUAGAAUCGCACAGGUAUUACCUUCCAAGAAGGGCAAUGCUAUCAUGAGUGAAAGCGAAGUCAUUGCCCACGGAAACCGACUCGUGACAACCCCAAGAAACCCGGGGCAUGCUGUGUACCCCAAAGCCCAAGCGUCGGGGCUACCAAGCGAUACCCACGGUCGAGAUCAACUAGGACUGAGCAUGGUGCAGACUGCGUGUGCAUGGCAAAUGAUGUCUUUUUUUUUUUUUUUUCUACAGAAGCGACAGGGUCAGACUUUCGUUUGGCGUAUGUCAGUGAGAAACAGCGUUGGCCAUGUUUCGUUCAAGUCUAGGGCUGUUUGUGCCACCAAGUUCAUUGAUUAGUAAGGGCGAUUUGGGUCGCCCCGGGGGUAGUCAUUAGCUCUAAGCCUGACCGAAAUUCAUUCUCUUGCCGGCAUAGAACCAGACCAGUUCGCAAGUUGCAUAGAAG
This is a messenger RNA of Aspergillus ruber CBS 135680, 566 nucleotides long. RefSeq lists its product as uncharacterized. The record is from RefSeq and is a predicted model, not a curated record. NCBI's taxonomy places the organism in Eukaryota, Fungi, Ascomycota, Eurotiomycetes, Eurotiales, Aspergillaceae. The transcript has a single exon. The annotation marks the transcript as partial.